Molecule: messenger RNA, 804 nt
Organism: Prosopis cineraria
Lineage: Eukaryota; Viridiplantae; Streptophyta; Magnoliopsida; Fabales; Fabaceae
Product: peptidyl-prolyl cis-trans isomerase-like
Exons: 1
Coding region: 103-558 (151 amino acids)
Biological process (GO): protein peptidyl-prolyl isomerization
Molecular function (GO): peptidyl-prolyl cis-trans isomerase activity
Source: RefSeq, a predicted model, not a curated record
UCCCCUCCUCCUCUUCCUUUUCUCUCACCCUGUUCUCUCAUUGCUAACCCUUGGGUUUUCUUUAACAUCUCCAUUGGUGGAUCCCAGGCUGGUCGCAUCAUCAUGGAACUUUACGCUGACACUACCCCUCACACUGCCAACAACUUCCGUACCCUUUGCACUGGUAAAAAGGGCCCUGGUCGUAGCGGCAAGCCCCUCCAUUACAAGGGUUCCACCUUCCACCACGUCAUCCUAAGCUUCAUGUGCCAGGGUAGCAAUUUCACCUCCGACAAUGGCACCGGUGGCGAGUCCAUCUAUGGAGCCAAGUUUAAAGAUGAGAAUUUCAUUAAGAAGCACACCGGUCUAAGGGUUUUAUCCAUGGCCAACGCUGGUCCCGGCACCAAUGGAUCACAGUUCUUUAUUUGUACUGCCAAGAUGGAGUGGCUCGAUGGUAAACAUGUGGUGUUUGGACAGGUCGUGGAGGGUAUGGAGGUGGUCAAGGCUAUAGAGGCCGCUGGAUCUUCCUCCAGAAAAACCUCCAAGGCCGUCAUCGUUGCCGACUACGGCCAGAUUUCUUGAGCCCACCAUCUUUUCUGUUCAGGAUUAAUAAAUCUCUCAGCGUGACCCCGCCUAGAUUAGAGUUAAGGAUCGUGAGCCAAAUAUAAAAUGCCGGCGCUUCCUGCUUUGUAGUUGGUAGUUAAUGCAGCGGAUCAUAAGACCAGAAUAUUUCAUUAUUAUUAUUGAUCAUUGGAUAAUUAAUGUUAUAGGCAUCAGAGACGGUUUGAGUUCAUGUUAUAGAUUUGUUUAAUUAGUGUUGUUUCUCUA